Molecule: messenger RNA, 816 nt
Organism: Pocillopora meandrina
Lineage: Eukaryota; Metazoa; Cnidaria; Anthozoa; Scleractinia; Pocilloporidae
Source: the annotation of a GenBank genome assembly
AGAAAUUUCCCUGAAGUUGAUCAUCAAUUUGAUGUGUGGCACCUUUCCAAGAGUAUAACUAAAAAGUUAACUGAAAAAGCAAAGAAGAGAGAAUGUGCUGAUCUCUCUCUCUGGAUCAGAUCCAUCUCAAACCACCUUUGGUGGUGUGCCAAAACAUAUGGGGGAGACAAGGAGAUGUUGAGAGAGAAGUGGAUAUCCAUUGUCUAUCACACUGCCAAUAUCCACUCCUGGGAUUUAGCUGACCUGUAUGAGGAAUGUGCCCACCAACCAAUCCCUCCAGCUAUCGCAAGAACUAAAAGGUGGCUUAGGCCUGGCUCCUCUGCUCAUAAUGCAUUGAAGGAGGUUGUAUUCGAUAAAAAUCUGUUGAAGGACAUUCAGCAACUAACACUAAGUUGUCAUACUGGCAAUUUAGAGGUGUACCAUAGUGUGCAGACCAAAUAUGCACCCAAACGGCAGCACUUCUCUUAUAAUGGCAUGGUUGCUCGAACUCAGUUGGCAGCCCUAGACCAUAAUGCCAACACUGGUAGACAACAAGCCACUGUAUCCAGGGGUGCCAACCAAGGGGAGCUGCAAUACAAGGUAGUGUUUCCAAAAAAUACAAAAGAAUGGGUGGCGAAGCUCAUAUUUGAGAAGACAACCAAUUAUCAUCUCAAGCCAAUGCUUAAUGCCAUUGUAGAGAGAAAAUGCUUAAAACCACAAGAGAGGAGUGCAACAGUCACAGCACCACACAUUCCUGAAAACAUUGCCAGCAAACCCCGGCCUCCUAAAGCAGAUGUCAUUGCUAAUCAUACUUUUGAAGUAUUUUUGAAUAAUUAA